This is a messenger RNA of Aaosphaeria arxii CBS 175.79, 1121 nucleotides long. RefSeq lists its product as uncharacterized. The record is from RefSeq and is a predicted model, not a curated record. Bases 226 to 1026 code for a protein of 266 amino acids. The transcript has 4 exons. Lineage: Eukaryota; Fungi; Ascomycota; Dothideomycetes; Pleosporales.
CUUGUAUGAAGUGGAGCAGAACUCCAGUGGUCACGGCCAUGUCCAGCACAAAGAUAUCUCGACCAGAACCACUGACCCGGAUUCACCGAGACGUGGGAGUCCAUUCCUUCAUGCACUUCGGCACCAACCGCAGAUCAGGAUGCAUUCUCAGGAUAACGUUCCUCUAAAGGGACAUGUUUCGACGGUUGCCCCUCAUGUGAUGCUUAUCACCUACCCAGGUAUCUUAUGUAUAUAAAACGACCAAGUGGUUGUCUUUCCGUAAACGCUUCCUUUCUGACCACUGAAAAGAGUCGCUCGUUAUAUCUACUUCUUACAGCUUCAUCUGCACCAUACACGACGAUCAUGCAUUCCUCAAUCUUCCUCGCUCUAGCAGCUGUAGCUUCAGCCACACCCCAGGCCCUCGAAGCUCUCGCUCUCUAUCCCGUCGCUCAGGUCCUGCCCGUCCCAGGCUACAACAACGCCCCUGAUGGCUUCAACAGCCUUGCCACCCUCUACUCGAACAGCGCAAGUCAACUAUCUGCUCGUGCCGACUCAAUUGCUGGAACCAACGCCGUGAUCAGCAGCACUGGAGCCGUUCAAGCCUCGUACGACGUCAAAAACAACUUGACCUCCACUCUGCUUGCUGUGAACAACCUGUUCUGGCAGACGACGUACGACACGGAGAAGAAGAUCUGCUCCAUCAUCACCUCCAUCAACCAGCAGAACGUCGACGGCGUGAGGGGAAAUCUGCGCACUGGUAUCUCCGCAGAAGUCCAGGCUAUCAUCAAGAUCACCCGAACUCUCUUAGCCACCGUCCGCGCCAUCAACGCCCAGGCGACACUCUUCGUCGAGGCUGAGAAAGCCAUCGUAGCAACGCUAAUCCAAGCCAUCGUCACCGCCGCAACCGCGAGCGUCGAGCCAGCCGGGCGACUGAGCGCAGGCCUGACUUCCGUCGGCAUCACGGGGAUUAGCGAUGUUGUCCAGACGUUCCAGAGCGCGGUUGCGUCGCUUCAGACUGCGGCUACUAUUACUUGGGAGACGGAGUAGAUUGAUGUUAUGUGAGAAAGCCGAGGGAACUGGGAAAGAAACUGGCUCUGGGUUGGAAAUGAAAUGUGAUAGGACGAGAGGGCACAGAAUGAAAU